Messenger RNA from Baudoinia panamericana UAMH 10762, 204 nucleotides. RefSeq lists its product as uncharacterized. The transcript has a single exon. The record is from RefSeq and is a predicted model, not a curated record. Bases 1 to 204 code for a protein of 67 amino acids. Lineage: Eukaryota; Fungi; Ascomycota; Dothideomycetes; Mycosphaerellales; Teratosphaeriaceae.
AUGCUGAACAACAACAACGCAAACGCUCCUAAUGCUAAUAUCUUCGACUGGCUGGCUGAGUUGAAAAGCGAUCAAGCUACGCGGGUCUCCAUUCGCUGUUCGCAGUUCCAAAUGAUUCUUGUUGCUCCCCAGGUAUCAUCGAGAACAGCACAUACUGGUAGCGCGGUCAACAUCGGAAAACUGUUCCGAGACGAAUCUAUGUAG